UCACCCCGCUCCUUUCUUCCCACCUCGAUAUAUGCUACUGCGCUUCCUUCGAAACAUUACUACCAAAGCAAGCAUGUCCCACCCUCCCGCCUCCGUGGAGCUCUCCACGGCAAUCAGUGCCGUCUCGCGCGCCUCGCUCGCAACCAGCUCAGUCUUUCGCUCAAUCCCAUCCUCCCUUACAAAGGAAGACAAGUCCCCAGUCACUCUGGGAGACUUCGCCGCACAAGCAGUCGUCAAUAGCGUGCUGCACGCUCAUUUUUCUCAGGACAAGAUCGUCGCAGAGGAGGAGGCGAGUGCUCUCAAGGAGAAUGGCGAAUUAAGGGGCAAGGUGACGGCAUUGGUCAAGGAGGCGCUCCAGCGAGACGAGGCUGGAUUGACGGGGCAAAAGGAUUUCAAGCCGCAGUGGACAGAGAAGGCAGCUAGUGACGAGGCCGUAAUGGAGAGCAUUGACCUCGGGUCCUACUCUGGCGGCUCGAGUGGUCGCUUCUGGACGCUCGACCCCAUCGACGGCACCAAGGGCUUCCUCCGCGGAGGACAGUAUGCCGUCUGCCUCGCACUCGUCGAGUCCGGUAAGCCAACCUUGGCCGUCAUGGCCUGCCCCAACUUGCCGUUCACGAAGGACGUUCCCAAGCCACAAGAAGGCGACCGAUCAGGUGUAGACGGGGGCGGAUCACUCUUCGUCGCCGUCAAGGGCGGAGGAGCAUGGCAACGCUCCCUCAACCUCAGCGCCGCCUCCGCCUCUUUCCAGCCCAUCUCAAUGCGCCCGCGUGAUGCCUCCCUCACAUUUUGCGAAUCAGUCGAGGCUGGCCAUUCGUCGCAGGGAACCAACGCAGAAAUUGCCAAGCUCCUCACCAUCACCGCCCCACCGGUCCGCAUGGACUCUCAAGCUAAGUAUGCCUCCGUCGCACGGGGGGAUGGUGAUGUCUACCUGCGCCUGCCUACGGGCAAGGGAGAGUACCAGGAGAAGAUCUGGGAUCACGCUUCGGGCCAGCUGCUCUGCGAGGAGGCUGGGGGAAAGGUCACAGACUGUUCGGGUAAAGACCUGGAUUUCGGACAGGGCAGGACCCUGAAGCUUAACAAGGGUGUGGUGGUCGCGCACAGGGACGCGCAUGAGGAGGUGCUCAAGGCAGUACAGGAGGCGCUGGAGAAGGAGGGCAGGGGGUAUCUUGCGAGGGGCGAGCCCGCACCGGCGCUGUAAGGCUAUGCUAAUAUGAGAAGCUCUCCGUCCGAAUGUCAACAACGCCCGCUGCGGCUAAGGCCUGCUUGGCCGCUUGCUCGAAGGGGCGAGCGCCGCAGAUGUAAGCGAUACGGCCGGCGAAUGCUUCACAGGGCAGCUUGAAGGUUCCGGCGUCGCUGUUGCUUUCGCCAGCUUCGCUGAACGAAGAUGGCGUAAGACGAGUGCCGUACCACGCCGUUGCCCGCGGAGAGAGAAUAGUGGACUUCUUGAGAUGGGCAGCCUCACCAUCCUGCUCAUCCGCCUUCACCAGAUAGUGAACCCGCAGUUCCUCCUCGCUCCCUGCAUAUCGUGCGGCAUCCUCCACAAGCCCCCGCAUCGCCUCGAGCUCGUCUGCUCUACAGGCCACGAUAGCCAGCACAUCC
This is a messenger RNA of Jaminaea rosea, 1599 nucleotides long. RefSeq names its product 3(2),5-bisphosphate nucleotidase HAL2. Gene Ontology annotation, biological process: sulfate assimilation; phosphatidylinositol phosphate biosynthetic process. The record is from RefSeq and is a predicted model, not a curated record. The coding region runs from base 74 to 1198 and encodes 374 amino acids. Gene Ontology annotation, molecular function: 3'(2'),5'-bisphosphate nucleotidase activity. Lineage: Eukaryota; Fungi; Basidiomycota; Exobasidiomycetes; Microstromatales. The transcript has a single exon.